Adineta ricciae is the source of this 151-nucleotide messenger RNA. The record is from the annotation of a GenBank genome assembly. NCBI's taxonomy places the organism in Eukaryota, Metazoa, Rotifera, Eurotatoria, Adinetida, Adinetidae.
UGCCCAUCAAAUUUCUGCCCAUCAAAUUCGAAAAGCUCCGCCUCGAGCUCGAAGCCGCCCGUAUGGCCGGUUACGACAAGGCCAUCACCUUCGAGUUCUCGCAUUUUAUGAGGCCGCAAUCGGCCUACCUCCAGGCCGGACAUUUGUAUAA